This is a messenger RNA of Microthlaspi erraticum, 3336 nucleotides long. NCBI's taxonomy places the organism in Eukaryota, Viridiplantae, Streptophyta, Magnoliopsida, Brassicales, Brassicaceae. The record is from the annotation of a GenBank genome assembly.
AUGUCGUCUCUUAGCAGGGAACUUGUUUUCCUGAUUCUUCAAUUUCUCGAUGAAGAGAAAUACAAGGAUACUGUUCACAGAUUGGAAUUGGAGUCUGGUUAUUACUUCAACAUGCGUUAUUUUGAGGAAUUGGUGACGAACGGUGAGUGGGACGAAGUGGAGAAGUAUCUAUCUGGGUUUUCCAAGGUUGAGGAUAACAGAUACUCCAUGAAAAUUUUCUUUGAAAUCCGAAAGCAAAAGUAUCUCGAAGCUUUAGAUAAGCGUGAUCGCGCAAAAGCUGUGGAGAUUUUAGUCAAGGAUCUAAAGGUGUUUUCAGGAUUUAAUGAAGAUCUCUUCAAGGAAAUUACCCAACUCUUGACAUUGGAUGACUUCAGAGCCAAUGAGCAACUCUCCAAGUACGGGGAUACAAAGUCUGCGAGGGGUAUCAUGUUUGGUGAACUAAAGAAGCUGAUAGAGGCUAAUCCACUUUUCCGCGACAAACUUCAGUUUCCUGCUCUGAAGAGUUCGAGGUUGCGGACUCUAAUAAACCAAAGCUUAAACUGGCAGCAUCAGCUAUGUAAAAAUCCAAGGCCAAAUCCUGACAUCAGAUCUCUAUUUCUGGACCAUACUUGCAAUCAACCAAAUGGCGCUCAAGCCUCAUCCCCUGUUACAAAUCAUUUAAUGGGUGGCGUUCCCAAGAUUGCAGGGUUUCCACCAUUGUCAGCUCAUGGUCUGUUUCAGCCUCCAGGUGCACUUCCAGCUACUCUUUCAGGUUGGAUGGCUAAUCCAUCUGUCGGGCCUCAUCCUUCUGCAUCUUCAGGUCAUAUAGGCUUGGGUUCUCCAAACAACGCAGCUGCUAUCUUGAAGCGCCCUAAUACUCCUUCUGGUCCUAUGGAAUAUCAAACUGCUGAUUCUGACCAUGUUUUGAAGAGAUCAAGGCCGUGUGGAACCUCAGAGGAGGCGAGUAAUAUUCCAGUAAAUAUUUUGCCAGUUUCAUAUCCUGGCCAUCCCCAUGGACACAAUACGUUAUCACCGGAUGACUUGCCCAAGCUAGUUGUUACAACUCUUGCUCAGGGUUCACCUGUCAUGAGCAUGGACUUCCAUCCAGUUCAGCAGAUUUUACUACUGGUUGGUACAAUUCGUGGUGAUGUUUUCCUGUGGGACCUGGGUGCUCGUCAAAGGAUUGCGGAGAAGGGUUUUGAUGUCUGGAGGCUUGAUGCCUUUUCAAAAGAAUUGCAGGCAUCUUUGAACGCUGAAGAGACGGCAUCGGUAAAUCAUGUGGCUUGGAGUCCUGAUGGAACUCUAUUUGGCGUGGCAUACUCAAAAAGCAUUGUGCAUAUCUAUUCCUUUCAUGGGGGGAAUGACAUAAGAAAUCAUCUGGAGAUUGAAGCUCAUACAGGGAAUGUUAGCCAUCUUGCCUUUUCAUAUCCUGACAAACAACUAACUGUUGUUACUUGUGGCGAUGACAGAAUCAUUAAGGUUUGGGACGCUGUUACUGGGGCUAAACGGUUUACUUUUGAGGGUCAUGAAGCUCCUGUAUUCUCUGUCUGUCCUCACUACAAGGAAAAUAUUCAGUUUGUCUUCUCAACAGCUACUGAUGGAAAAAUUAAAGCUUGGUUGUAUGAUAAUGCUGGUUCAAGAGUUGACUAUGAUGCACCUGGUUAUUCUUCGACAAAAAUGGCAUACAGCAGUGAUGGAACAAGGUUGUUUUCGUGUGGUACAAACAAAGAAGGAGAGUCAUUUUUAGUCGAGUGGAAUGAAAGUGAAGGGUCCGUAAAAAGAACAUAUCAUGGCCUUGGAAAACGGGCUGGAGGGAUUGUGCAAUUUGACACAACCAAGAAUAGAUUCUUAGCUGCUGGAGAUGAGUCCACUAUCAAAAUUUGGGACAUGGACAACACAAAUAUUUUGACAACUAUUCCUGCAGAUGGUGGCUUACCGGCUUCUCCUUGUGUUAGAUUUAAUAGGGAAGGAAUACUUUUAGCUGUCUCGACCAGUGACCAUGGUGUUAAAAUUCUCGCAUCUGAUGAUGGAAUCAGGUUGUUGAGAACAGUAGAAAAUCGCCCGUUUGCCCCUGCAGCCGUCAUGAAGGUUCCUGCAGGUGUUGGUUUUGGUUCUUCAAGUGCCAAUGCAGGAAUAACGAUGGCUGAUCGAUCUAACUCUUUUGCAGCUAUGGAGAACAACGAUGUGCGAACUCUGGCUGAUGUGAAGCCCAGAAUCGUUGAUGAUUCAGGCGAAAGAUCUAGAACCUGGAAAGUUACAGAGAUUACAGAGCCAUCUCAGUGCUGCUCCUUGAGGCUCGCCGACAAUGUGACAGCGGCGAAGGUUUCUAGAUUAAUUUACACAAAUUCUGGAUGUGGAGUAUUGGCCUUGGCAUCUAAUGCAGUGCACAAGUUGUGGAAAUGGCAGAAAGGCGAUCAGAAUUUGGCUUUUAAGGCAACGGCUAGUGAACAGCCAGUACUAUGGCAACCUCCAAGUGGGAUUACGAUGACCAAUGACAUUAGUGAUACAAAUGUUGAAGAGGCAAUUCCCUGUUUUGCCCUCUCAAAGAAUGACUCCUACGUUAUGUCAGCUUCAGGGGGGAAGAUCUCUUUGUUCAACAUGAUGACAUUCAAGACUAUGACGACGUUCAUGCCUCCACCGCCUGCAGCAACAUUCCUUGCGUUUCAUCCUAUGGACAAUAAUAUCAUUGCCAUUGGCAUGGACGAUUCAUCUAUCCAAAUCUACAACGUUCGUAUUGACGAGGUGAAAACAAAGUUGAAUGGUCAUCAGAAAAGAAUAACAGGUCUCGCAUUCUCACAGGCUCUGAACAUUCUUGUUUCUUCAGGUGCUGAUUCACAGUUGUGCAUAUGGAGCACAGAUGGAUGGGAGAAGCAAGGUAGCAAGUAUUUGCAAGUUCCAAAUGGAAGAUCGAUGCCGGCUGUUUCAGAAACCCGGGUGCAGUUCCAUCAGGAUCAGAUUCAUCUGUUGGUUGUCCAUGAAACGCAAAUAGCCAUUUUCGAUGCUCAAAAACUGGAUUGGCUGAGACAGUGGUUUCGACGGGAAGCGACUGGUCCAAUCACAUCAGGAACAUAUUCAUGUGAUAGCCAGUCAAUCUUUGUGAGCUUUGAAAAUGGCAGUAUCGAUGUCCUCACCGCUUCAAAUCUCAGAUUGAGAUGUCGGAUUAACCCAACAGCUUACUUGCCUUCCAACCCAAGCUCAAGAGUGUAUCCGCUAGUGAUCGCAGCUCAUCCAACGGAGACUAACCAGUUUGCAGUAGGGCUCAGCAACGGCGCUGUCCAUGUUCUUGAACCAUCGGAAACUGAAGGACAAUGGGGAAAUUCGCCUACUGUCGAAAAUGGAACACCAGCUGACAACUAA